Molecule: messenger RNA, 2711 nt
Organism: Copidosoma floridanum
Lineage: Eukaryota; Metazoa; Arthropoda; Insecta; Hymenoptera; Encyrtidae
Product: E3 ubiquitin-protein ligase SIAH1
Biological process (GO): proteasome-mediated ubiquitin-dependent protein catabolic process; multicellular organism development
Cellular component (GO): cytoplasm
Molecular function (GO): zinc ion binding; ubiquitin conjugating enzyme binding; ubiquitin protein ligase activity
Source: RefSeq, a predicted model, not a curated record
UUAGCCUUUAUUUUGACACUCUGGUGUCGUCACUUUUGUUCCUCCAGUAGUAUGAAGACACUUGGCCUUUUCUGUUCUGGAGUUUUUCUACUUGAAAGAAUGAAUUUCUUGAUGAUUUCUAACCAGAGUUUUGGAUCCAAGUAAAGUUAAAUUCUCGGUUAUUCCUGUGAUCAGCAUUUUAAAUUGGGCCCACUAUCAGGGUGACGGAUUAUUGUUGAAAGGAAAAGGCAAAAUAAACAAAAAAAAAAAAAAAAUUAUGUCUCAACUGAACAAUAGCACCGGAAAGCGAGGCCGCGGCGUGGCGAGCACCUCGACGUCGUCGGUCUCGGCCUUAAACAGUUCCACAGAUCUCGCCAGUUUGUUCGAGUGUCCUGUUUGCUUUGACUAUGUGCUGCCGCCCAUUCUGCAAUGUCAGAGUGGUCACUUGGUCUGCAGCAACUGUCGACCAAAGCUCACCUGCUGUCCCACUUGUCGAGGGCCUUUAGGUAACAUUCGUAAUCUUGCAAUGGAAAAAGUAGCAAGUAACGUAAUGUUCCCCUGCAAGUACUCGACAAGCGGCUGCGCUGUGACGCUUGUGCACACAGAAAAGCCAGAUCACGAAGAUACCUGCGAAUUCCGUCCAUACAGCUGUCCGUGUCCCGGUGCCUCGUGCAAAUGGCAAGGCUCGCUUGAACUGGUCAUGAACCAUCUUGUCAUGAGUCACAAGAGUAUCACAACCCUUCAAGGAGAAGAUAUCGUUUUUCUUGCAACGGAUAUCAACUUGCCAGGUGCUGUGGACUGGGUGAUGAUGCAAUCCUGCUUUGGGCAUCACUUUAUGCUUGUACUGGAGAAGCAAGAAAAGUACGACGGUCACCAGCAGUUUUUUGCCAUAGUUCAGCUCAUUGGCUCGAGGAAACAGGCAGAAAACUUUGCUUACAGACUGGAACUUAAUGGUCACCGACGACGUUUAACGUGGGAGGCAAUGCCGCGCUCAAUACAUGAGGGCGUUUCCUCAGCAAUAUUGAACUCGGAUUGCCUGGUGUUCGACACGUCGAUCGCUCAGCUGUUUGCUGACAACGGCAACCUCGGCAUCAAUGUCACUAUAUCGAUGGCAUGAGGUAAAGCCGCCUCCAGCGGCUUCUGAAGAGCCUCCGCGUCAGCCAAGCGUCACUCCUUGUGAACGUGAUUUGCCUAAACUCUUGAAUCAUUUGAUUCAGUGCUUUUCUGUGUAUGUGUACAGGGUGAUAUAUGGUUGUAACAUUUCGAGGAUAAAGCCUCUCGUCUCUUCAUGAAGUCACUGAGGAUAAAAAAAAAAACUACGAAUCGUUGGACAAACGAUGAGUGUGAUACCAACGUUCUAAAAAUUAGAAAAUCUCUUUCAAUCUUUUUGCGUUUGUAUUGAGUUUUCCCUUUUGUACGUACUGCCCAAGAAUUAUUGCCCCUCCGAAUUGAGAAGUUUGUUUUGUACAAUAUUUUUUAGGGCUCUCUAUGCGACUUUACCUCUAGUUAACUGUAGCGUGUGAGCAGAUGUAAAAUACAAAUAUUUUAUUUAUUUAUCCUUACUAACAACCGUCAAACGUUAUAAUAAAAUUUCAAAAAAAUUAUGAAAAAUUUCAAAGUAACUUAGAGGUAGAUUCUGCUCUCGUGCGUAAGCAUAUUGACGAUAUUUAUCAUUGAUAUUUAGUUUUUUCAGUUUUUCUUCUUAUCUUUUCUUCACAAGCAAAAGUCUACAUGCUUCUGUUGCAUACACACAAUUUAAUAGUUAAUUUUUACGAUGAUUCAGACUGAAUUCUACAUUGUAUACUCUUAAUAAUGGGAAAAAAUAUUUAUAAAGGCAGUAACUAUAGUUGUAAAUUAUAAAAAAAAAUUUGAUAAGACAUGUAACGAUUAAAUGUAUGAAUAUGUUAUGUAGGAAUGACAAAUUUUAUUAUUUUUAAUCAUGCGCGAGUAAAUAUACAGUCAGUUAAGAUAGUGUUUCUGGAUGUGCUCUUAUUGCACUACUGUACUCGCUUUUUACUGCACAAAAUGCAGUUUUAAAUUGGGCUAAAAGAAAACAAAAAUUUUCUAAUUAGGGAUAACUUUUUCAAAGCUGUCACUUUGACAAUCCGGUAGAUUGAAGGAUGGACCAGGCUAAAAAGUAAGGCCCCAAUCUGUUUUUCAAACAAAGCUUGCAUAUUUCCUUAUCCACAGGAUUCUAGAAGGCUAAUGAAAAACGAACGAAACAUUUGAGAAGCUUAAUGGAAAAAGUAAUUAGGUCGGUUGUAAAACUUGAGUCGAACUAAUUUUCCAACAAUAAGCUUGUACACGUGUGUGUGUGUCUACGAAACAUGAAGAUGCAAUGAUUAUCGAAAUGGCCCAAUUUUUUUGACAAUUGUACAUAGUUUUACGAUUUUUGACGAAAAAUGUCGAUAAUAUAAAAUAAAAUUAUACCUUUACAUUAACGGUCGCAAUCGUAAAGAUUUUAAAUUAUUAAUUUUCAAAAUGAAAUACAAAAAUUGGAGAUAAGCAGGCGUGCAUAUACGAUUUUCUUUACAGACUUGCUUUAACGCUCAGUUUUCACUUUGACAACUUUUUACGAAUAACAUAACAAAAGCGAUAUGCAAGCCUGCUUUAAAACUAAUAUUGCUGUACAUAAAAAAAAGAAAUUGUAGCCUAAGUACUUGUAAGAUAAAUCAAUCUUCAUACAUCUCGAAAAAGCACCUAUACAAUAAAAUUAUUUCUUUUUUAAAUUA